GUUUCGUAACUCGCCCUUCCUAUAGGGAGGAGCCGGCAUAUAGGGUGAUGGGGCGGGAAAGACGGCUCAUCGCACGCUGCAAAGGGGAGAAAGUCUGAAACUUUGCUUGAGAAUGACUGGAAGUAGCAGUAAAAAGCACAGCAUGGAUGCAGAAAACCCCGCCAAGGAAACAGUCCUUAUUACAGGAGGAGGUGGUUAUUUUGGUUUCCGCCUAGGUGGUACCCUUUCCAAGAAGGGAGUAGAUGUCAUCCUCUUUGAUGUCACCGAGCGCAUCCAACCGAUGCCACAAGGAGUGAAAUUUGUGCAGGGUGAUGUCUGCGCGCUCUCCGAAGUGGAAAGGGCGCUCCGAGGUGUGACCUGCGUCUUCCAUAUUGCUUCCUAUGGGAUGUCUGGCCGGGAGCAGUUGAACCGAAAACGUAUAGAAGACGUCAACCUCAAGGGGACAGAAAACAUAAUCGACGCUUGCAGGAAAGUGGGUGUCUCAAGGCUGGUUUACACGAGCACCUACAAUGUGGUGUUUGGGGGCCAAGUGAUCAAAAACGGGGAUGAGUCUCUCCCUUAUCUCCCUCUUCAUCUCCACCUUGACCAUUACUCGAGGACCAAAGCCUUAGCUGAGAUGAAGGUUCUGGAAGCAAACGGAAGCUCCCUCGAGGGAGGGCGAGGGUUGCUGAGGACCUGUGCCUUGAGACCUGCCGCCAUCUAUGGGCCCGGAGAGCAGAGACAUCUGCCGAGGAUCGUUGGCUACCUCGAACAGGGCUGUUUUCAGUUCCUGUUUGGGGAUCCCGGAGACCUAAUGGACUUUGUACAUGUGGACAACUUGGUGGAAGCUCACAUCUUAGCUUCCGAAGCUCUGGGAGAUAGUAAGGGUCACAGGUCAGCUGGUCAAGCUUACUUCAUUUCAGAUGGCAGGCCAAUCAACAACUUUGAUUUUUUCCGGCCUUUCGUAGAAGGCUUAGGCUACCCCUUUCCGACUUACCGCCUCCCUCUGUCUGUUGUUUACUUCUUCGCAUUUCUCACCGAGAUGGUGCAUUCCGUGGUCGGGCGCUUAUAUAACUUCCAGCCCUUCCUCACUCGCACAGAAGUUUACAAAACUGGCGUCGCUCAUUAUUUCAGCCUGGAAAAGGCCAAGAAGGAGCUGGGGUACGCACCGUGUCCUCACAGCAUUAAAGAAUCAGUCGAGUGGUUUAAAUCUCAUGGCUAUGUCCAUAAAUCCAGGAAGUACACUGCAAAACAUUUAUUUAGGGACGUGGUACUUGUCCUCCUGUUUGCAGUGGUGAUACUUUCCUGGUUCCCCAGAGUCGUCUGAUGGGAGAGACCAGAUACUAGCAAGGAGAGGCUAGUAAAAUAAGAACGUGUCAGGAAUCAACCCUUCUUUGCUAACCGGAUGUAGGAAUAUCUUAAGGCAGAUCCACACCAUACAUUUAAAGCACAUGACCCCCCCCACAAGAAUCAUGGGAACUGUAGUUUGCUAAGGGUGCUGAGUAUUGUAGUUCUGUGGAAGGGAGACUUCAGUUUCCAGGAUUCUUUGGGAUUGCUGCCCUCCACCCAGGCAAGCUAGAGGAAUAAUCAAAGUGCAAAUAGGCAUUCCAGCCAAGCAAAACCACUUGAGGUGGAGGCAGGGCAGGCACAGAAGUCUGGCGCCAGGAAAAUCCUGAGGGCCAAAUAGAGAGGUUUGGAGGGCCACGUUCAGACCUGAGAUUCCCCACUCCUGGUGCAGACAGUGCUGAGCUAGAUGGCCCAAUGAUCUGACCCCUGUUCCUACAUUAUGUUCUAUUAUAGAAUUGUAGAGUUGGAAGGGACCUUAAGCCGUCCCUGAGUGG
Molecule: messenger RNA, 1820 nt
Organism: Lacerta agilis (Sand lizard)
Lineage: Eukaryota; Metazoa; Chordata; Lepidosauria; Squamata; Lacertidae
Gene: SDR42E1
Product: short chain dehydrogenase/reductase family 42E, member 1
Exons: 3
Coding region: 113-1306 (397 amino acids)
Biological process (GO): steroid biosynthetic process
Molecular function (GO): 3-beta-hydroxy-Delta5-steroid dehydrogenase (NAD+) activity
Source: RefSeq, a predicted model, not a curated record